Pollicipes pollicipes is the source of this 3994-nucleotide messenger RNA. RefSeq names its product mannosyl-oligosaccharide 1,2-alpha-mannosidase IA. Gene Ontology annotation, cellular component: endoplasmic reticulum; Golgi membrane. Bases 269 to 2206 code for a protein of 645 amino acids. The record is from RefSeq and is a predicted model, not a curated record. Gene Ontology annotation, biological process: carbohydrate metabolic process; mannose trimming involved in glycoprotein ERAD pathway. NCBI's taxonomy places the organism in Eukaryota, Metazoa, Arthropoda, Thecostraca, Pollicipedomorpha, Pollicipedidae. Gene Ontology annotation, molecular function: mannosyl-oligosaccharide 1,2-alpha-mannosidase activity; calcium ion binding. The transcript is spliced from 10 exons.
UGUGUAGUGGCCAGCUGGGGGAUGGAUGCGGGUGGGUUUUGCAACGAGUCGCCGAUACUUGGACAUUGAUAAAGGACUAUGAUCAAUCCAUCACCAAGUGCUGCAGAAUGGAGUGUAGUCUUCUGAAGGGCCAACUUGUUGUAUUGGUAGACAAGCAUUUGUUAGCUGUUUGAUUGACAGAGACUACAUGAUAGGUGGAUACCUUUGCCUCACCAGGAGUUUAGAUCAGUGAUGGUGAAAAACACCUCAGCUGUAUAGAAGACUGAAAAUGGCUGCCACCAGCGAUAUCCUACCUAGGUUUGUGAAGAAUUCCAGUGCUGCACCAGCCAGCCCAACGAGACAAGCAUGCAGGCUCAAGGAAAGACAUUUACUGAUGCUGAUUGUCGUAACAUUUAUUCUUAUCUGUUUCGGAACGAUCUUUUUCGCACCGGACUUCGGCGAGAGCCUGCGUAAGAUCGACGGUCUGGGUGGCAUGCAGAAGCGGGUCCAGGACAUUGGCCAGGACUUCCUGCUGCCUCCCCCACCCCUGGCCAACGGUCGCAGAGAAUCCCCGCUGCGGCACGAUGGAGACCAGAUAGAGGACCCGCACGUGGCCCAGGACCGGGAGAAGCUCUAUCACAAGGUGAAGGCCGCCGGAGACCUGCCGCCGCCGCUGGCGAAGCCUCGCCUGGGAGCAGACGCCGCCGCCGCCGCCGCCGCCGCCCAGGAGGCGGGUGCGGACGCCGGCGGGGCGGCGGAGCAGCGGCCGGCCGUCCGCGUGGCCGCGCUGCCUCCCGUCAUCACCGGCGGCGAGGACGCCGACCCCGUCAUGCAGUUCAGGCGACGCAAGAUCAAGGAGAUGAUGCAGCACGCCUGGCGGGGCUACGCCAGCUACGCCUGGGGCGCCAACGAGGUGCGGCCGGUGAGCAAGCGCAGCCACUCGGCCGGCAUCUUCGGCCGCCGGCCGAUGGGCGCCACCAUCGUCGACGCCAUGGACACGCUCUUCAUCAUGGGCAUGACGGACGAGUUCGCUGAGGGCCGACUCUGGAUCAAGCAGCAUCUGGACGUGUCGCAGGUGGACUCGGAGGUGUCGAUAUUCGAGAUGAACAUCCGGUACGUGGGGGGCCUGCUGUCGUGCUUCGCGCUGAGCGGCGACACCCUGUUCCGGGACCGGGCGCUGGAGACGGCGCGCGCCCUGCUGCCCGCCUUCGACACGCCCACCGGCAUCCCCUACGGUCUGGUCGUGCCCACCACGGGGAAGGCCAAAAACUACGGCUGGGCGUCGGGCGGCAGCUCGAUCCUCUCGGAGCUCGGCACGCUGCACAUGGAGUUCAGCUACCUCUCCGACGUCACCGGCGACCCGCAGUUCCGGCGACGCGUGCAGAAGAUCCGCCAGGUGCUGGCCGGCCUGGAGAAGCCGGGCGGCCUGUACCCCAACUACCUGCACCCCAAGACGGGGAAGUGGGGCCAACGCCACAUAUCGGUGGGUGCGCUGGGCGACUCGUUCUACGAGUACCUGCUGAAGGAGUGGCUGCGCUCGGGCGGCGCCGACCGCGAGGCGCUGAUGCUCUACCGACACGCCAUCGGCAACGUCACCGAGCGGCUCGUGCGCACCUCCAGCCAGGGCGGCCUCACCUACGUGUCGGAGCUGCUCAACGAGCGGCCCAACCACAAGAUGGACCACCUCGCCUGCUUCAUCGGUGGGCUGUACGCGCUCGGUGCUGCCAAGGACCCCGACAACAAAACAGACCGCUACCUGAAGAUCGGGAAGGAGAUCACGCGUACCUGCCACGAGUCAUACGAUCGCACUGUUACCAAGCUGGGACCGGAGAGCUUCAGGUUCACCGACAACCUGGAGGCGAAGGCCAUCAAGCUGCAGGAGAGGUACUACAUCCUGCGCCCGGAGGUGAUCGAAAGCUACUUCGUGCUCUGGCGGCUGACCGGCGACAAGAAGUACCGCGAGUGGGGAUGGGAGGCGGCUCAGGCGAUCGAGCAGUUUUGCCGCGUGGAGGCUGGCUUCUCGGGCAUCCAGGACGUAGAGUCGCCGGCUCCGCGCCACGACGACGUACAGCAGAGCUUCUUCCUGGCCGAGACCCUCAAGUACCUGUACCUGCUGUUCAGCGACAACAGCCUGCUGUCGCUGGACGAGUGGGUGUUCAACACGGAGGCGCACCCGCUGCCCAUCAAGGGCGUCAACCACCGGUACCGCCAGCUGAGUGGCAGCUAGGCGGCGCGGCAGCCGGCCUCGCCCCAUCCUUCCGCCCGCUGGGCGACGCCUCGUCCCACCCGACACCCGCCGCCGCCAGGUGGCGGGCCAGGCGGCCGGUCCGCUGCAGGGGCGCUGCGUGCAGCUGUGCCGGGCGGGCGGGUGUCAAUAGGCGCAGCAAGAGCUGGCGCUAUGUUGGGAGCAGUUGUGAGAAAGUUUGUGCUGUUUCUUAGGUCGGGCUGGACGCACCUGUUUUGCCUUGCACUUCAUGUUACGGACCACGAAUAGGACGAGUUUAGUGAUGACUAGUCAGACAUACGCGACACGAGGCGCACACGACGAGGAAUGCUUUGGUCUUGAAAAGUCUCGUUAUGGUGGCUAUUUGGCUUUCACUUUUUUCAUAACGUUUUUUUUUAGCUGCAUAGCUGUUUUGAGCCAGAUAUGCCUUUCAAAUAUUUUACAUUUCCCCAAUUAAUAUUUAUCCAGCAAACAGGUUGUCCAGGGAAUUUGUUUCAGAGAUCCUUUGUAGGUGGUCGGUUUAUCGGAUUUGAUGUAAGCUACGUUUUAAAACAAGGCGCCGCUCAAUCUUGCAUUGAAACAUACAGUGGAUAUUUUAAAAAUGUAAGUAAGCUCAGGGUGCAAAUGGUCAACAGUGUUGACGUGUGUACUGUAUGACGUAUGUACUAUGUACGCACGGAAACGAACACUGGCCGCAUUAUCUCGGGACUCGCCGGCGACUGAUUCGCGCCGCAUGCGGUUGAAAUGGCAGCUAUCUUAGGAACACAAGUGUUGACCGAUCGGUCUGGUCAAAACGCGCGGUGCUGCGUUUGUGAGCUGCCUGAUGCACGCCGCAGCAUACAAAUGGGGAAGGCUCCGCGUGAAGGUGGCAGCUCUUGAGACCAAUGUCCGGCUGGACGGCUCAGUAGAGCUCCGCCUCCCGUCUAACGGCGGCGCGUUUCAGACCACUACUGUCCAUAUGCACUCUGUUGUGUUCUCGGCGAUGUGGCUCGUCGGCUGACAUUCCGGGCGUGGGCGCCCGCCUGGGUACAACACAUGGUAUGGGGUGUGGGGACGCCGCGGUUCAGUCAAUGUCUCGGCUCACAUGAUCGCCAGCGUCCGUCCCCGAUGGUUCCUCGCGACUGGCACCAUUCCACGACGCCGGCUGGAGCUUCGGGCGGUGAGCUGCAGUGGCGUGCCGUGAGCAGGUAGCCCGGGACGUGCAGUGCCGUGGAGCCUCGAGCGGUGGGCUGCAGUAGCGUGCCGUGAGCAGGGAGCCCGGGCCGUGCAGUGCCGUGGAGCCUCGGGCGGUGAGCUGCAGUAGCGUGCCGUGAGCAGGGAGCCCGGGAGCCCGUGUAGUGCCGUGUCUCGCCUGCUGACGCGACAUGGGAGCAGCAGCGCUUCCCUCCGCACGCGCCGUGGUCGCGCUUCCUCGGAGACUGCGGUGAAACCCGUCCGUCGCAGAGUGGCGACUCCGGCCGGUCCUCCGCACCGCGUACUCUGUGGCUGGGAUUGACACGCUCCCUCGCUGGGGCCCGGCUGAAGGGUAUCUGGGGAGUCGGGUCCGUCGGCGCCGCGUGCCGUCUGGUCCCUGGCGUGCGGGUGUGUGCUCGGGGUAUGUGGGACUUGGGAGGGGAACGUUCCGGACCGGCCGUUGGCACUGGGUGUGAUCUUCCGCGCCAGGGGCGUCUGCGCGCCCCCCGCUCACGGGAUACGGCUAUUAUUUGUGAUGCGAAGAUGCUCUUUUCGUACGUGAUUAUAUCGUGUUAAGAGAUUGUGACCACCGGUAAUAUAUCAGGAAUUUUCACAGCU